AUGGAAGUUGUUGGAAUAUUUGGAUCAGAUGUUCGUUAUUGGCUCGAUGUAAGGAGCAAACCUUUCAUUCUAGAGGCACCUAUGGUAAUGUGCCAUGAAGCACCUGGAACUGUGAUCAAAUGUGGCCCAGAUGAAAAAAGCUUAGAACCUGGUGAUAGAGCUGCCAUUGAACCAGAAGUACCAUCUGGACUAAUUAGAUUAUAUUGCGUGGCAGCCACGAGGGCAUAUGGUGCACAAAAAAUACUCAAUACCGAUGUCAUGGAUUACCGCUUGAAACUAGCCAAGAAAAUGGGUGCUAACUUAUACGCUGAAUACAUUUGA
Diabrotica balteata is the source of this 321-nucleotide messenger RNA. Lineage: Eukaryota; Metazoa; Arthropoda; Insecta; Coleoptera; Chrysomelidae. The record is from the annotation of a GenBank genome assembly.